Lolium perenne is the source of this 2733-nucleotide messenger RNA. The record is from RefSeq and is a predicted model, not a curated record. Lineage: Eukaryota; Viridiplantae; Streptophyta; Magnoliopsida; Poales; Poaceae.
GAGAUGACAUGUACGAUCCGAUGCGGAGGUGGCCGUAGAUGAAGAGAAAAUUACAAACUGAACUGCAGGCGUAUACACCUUCCACAUGUUCGACUCAAUGCCCAAACCACAUCGGUCGUACAAAAUUGGCCCUUCUUGAUGGCAUCGACAAGGACUAUGAUCUCCAUCUGCAGCAUUGUCUUCUUGAACCUUGCACUUCAAACUCUGCAAGUAGCUCCACGUCGAUCUACUCUUUGACUCCCCGGUUUGACUACGCUGCCUCGGCCACCUCUUGGACCCGCGUCCAGGUCCUUCUCAGCACCAUCAACUGCGAGCUGCUCAUGUCGUCAGCGUCGGUCGCUCUGCACCGCCACUCCAACGCGCUCGUCAACGUGCUAUCUCCCGUGGCGGACUCCAGCAUCUCGCUGCUUGGAUCGUCGGUGAAACUAUACUCGCAUGCACUGAAGGUGUUCAACGAAAUAGGUAGCUGAGUAAGAGCUCACAUCAAUGCUGUGCUGCUGAUGUUGGCGUGUCAUCUACCUUGAUGUCGGCGGGACGGUGCUGCGGAUACAACCCAGCGUUGACUUCUUCGUCUACUAUGUCUACAACACUAUCACAAGCGUGGGAGUAUACAUGCAUUAAUGUGUUUUCAUGUAAGCAUGUCUAUCUAUGCAAGUGCAUUCUGCCUUUCACUAUGAUAAUACUUUCUAAGGAAAAUAAAGGAGUAUGAGAGUGCUUUUCAGAAGUAGUGUAAUGGGGAUGCACAACUGAACCUGCACAUAGUUGCUCGUCACAACAGAACCAUGUCAUAAAAAAACCUAGAAUGUUUCAAUAUUCGGUAUCGAAGUGUAGCCAAACACUGGUUGCGAAAACACAUUAUAUUGGAUAAUUCAACAUAUAUUUUCCAACUUUUCUAGUAAUAAGUACAAUACGCUGUUUUAACUCUUGAUUUGCAUGUCAUCUGAUGAACGGAACUGCGUUUUGAAACUGCAGGAUGAGCAACAAGAUGGAGGUUGAGGCUGCAGUGGUGGCAACCGUCCAGUUCCUGAACAAGGCGGUGAAGCUGGAUCUUUCUGUCUGAGGAUUUAUCAUUUUCCCCUCUGAAAUUUAUUCAGAGAGCGCUUAAAUGUUACAGCUAUAUACAAAACAUACCUAGUGGACUAACUAGCUGGAUAAUCUCACUAAACCUAGUGAAUUAAUCUCACCAUGUAAUUCUAGUUCGAGAGAUUGUUCUAUAGGUUUCAGAGUAGAGAAAAUGAAUACAACUUAUCAGUACUUUAUAAUGUGAAAUUUAAGUUAUAAUAAUGCUUAACACUGUCCCACAUUCUACAUAGCUUUUUGGAUUUGUUGCCAUUUCUAGUAGAUUAUUUCUCUAUAUCCAGAAUUAUUUUGAUCAAAUAAUUGCCAUUUCUAGUUGCCAUCCACACUCUUACUGCCAUGGUACUGUCACAUGAUCUCUAAUUUGAUUUCGAUUGUCAUCUCCUUCCUCCCAGGCCGGCCACCAUCUCCAGUUCUCAAAUCCUUCAAGGUAUGCUAUCCUACUGUCCUACACCUCCGUUCCCCUGUCUCCCUUCUUGUUUUCUAUCACGAUAAACUACUAGAACUGCUGGGGCUGGGAUUGGCAGUCUGUUUUCCACCCAGGCUAGAACUCCUGCAUCCCUCAACCAUAUUCACAUCACAGGUUAGAUGAAUGAGUCUGCUAUUCCUUUGGCUGAUUCCUUCUUCCUUUUUCAUCUAAUCACACCAUACCACCUUUUCUUCUUCUUAGGGUUCUCUUGAAUCCGUUUCAAUUGGUGAAAUAAUACUAAGUUUCCGCAGGAGUGCUAUUUGCUUGUUUUUAAUUUUUGUAUGAUAUAACAUAUAGUGUGUUUAGAGUUGUGUAGACAGUAACAUAUCUAGUGUGUUUCUGUUUACAGACGGAUCUUCUCAAACCGAAAGGUAGGAUUGAGAAGAAAAGUCCUUAUUUGUAGGAGCUACAAGAUUGAAGGCAAGGUAUAAAUGAUGCUUCGUUGUUUAAAGUCUACUACUAUAUACUUUUUCCUAUAGAACCCAGUUUUCUGUAAUGCACGGCCUACUUUUUAGCCACUUUAAACAUGCAUGGGUUAAUCUCUUCAACGAGCAUGGUUAAGCUAACCCCCCUAAUUCUUAUUCAUGUGCUCAGAGCCUUAAUUGUCUAAUAACACAUCUCUGUUGAGCUUUUGCUCUCUAUAUACAUUUCGAUACGAGGUAUUGUUACAGGAUAAAAGUAAUUCUUCUUUAAGCCUUCAUAUUCAGUUUUGGCCUAUUACCUAUGUAGAACCAACUAAUAUUUAGUUGCUACAAAUGAUUUUAUUUUGUACUCUAAUAUCUUUCCUGUAAUAGGCUCCAGAAAGCUUUUGACCUACUGAAUUUGUAAGUGCGAAUAUUAGACGAUUUUCUUCACAUUAUUGCUGCAAUUGGAUUUUAUUUUCGCAAUGGGUAAUAUAUCUACUUCCCUGAUAUAAGGAACAUAACUACUUCUAUGGUUAGUCUGUUUAUUCUAGAUGUGAUGGUAGGAUGCUGAUAUUGGAGGAACAAGCAAGCGAAUCGGGAACAAAGAGCCUUGUUGGUCAGACAAGUAAGAUGGAAGCCAGUUAGAUGAACCAUGUUAGAUGAACCUUGUUGUGUAUUUUAUCUAAUGGUGUCAAACCAUGUUGUUCAUGAUGUGGCGAUGAACACUGUUGGUCAUGGACAUUAAUUAGAUGCAUGGAUUGUGAAUCCUUGAAUGUUUCAAAA